CCCAAUUACUGUACACCAAAACGAAGUAACUGUCGUGGUCAACAAAUCUGCCUCCCAACUUUCAAGGUAAUCACUUUCUCAAUUACAAUAUACAAACUGUUAUGGAACUUAACAAAGCCUUAAGACCGGGUAGUGACACUAUCAAUAUGUCUAUUUAAAGAAAAGAGAUUUUUUUUGUUCUUGUAGUCAUCUUGUCUGUCAAUGUAUCAGAGGGUUAAAAUAACAAAUUGCUUGAAAUGCCAAUAAUUAAUAUUCUGUUUUUAUGUUGACAUUCUACCAGAUGCUGAGAAAAAAUAAAAGAUCCCAGGCACAAAAGAAGCGCUCGCAACCACUUGACCUGGUCAAUCCUGCUGUCCCAAUGCUCACUGGCCACAACCAAGAUGAGGCAGUCAGUAGUUUUCCAUCUGACCAGCAGACGGCACCAGCCGGGUUAUCUUUGGAAACACAGGAUAGACCCACCUCCUUAUGUUCCCCAGGUACCAAGCAGACAGCACCAGCCAGCUUGUCCUUGGAAACGCAGAAUAGACCCACCUCCUUAUGUCCUCCAGGCAGCAAGAGUUCAGAAACUCGUCCACCAGCAAAACGAGUCUGGGCAACCGAUGAUUUCCACACGGCAUCAAAUUCUCCACCUAAAAAGCCUUUCCACAACACAAAUGAACAACUACUGACAGAGGAGCUACAGAGCAACGCAGUUCAGCACUUCUGGCGUGUCAGUGCAACUCAUUGUCAAAGUGAUGAAAGGUACACAGAAUUCUCUCGAAAUCAUCAGUGCACAUGCAAUGCCCUCACAUUCCUGGCCUACCUUAAUGAGGAACACCAGUUCAACACAGCCCGACUUGAUAAGGUGCUUGAACAGGGAGAUGCACUCUACUGUUGGAUUAAAACAAAUCUUCAGCAGGAGAGGCAUUAUACACAAAAUCAUCUGACCAUAGAGGAACUGCCCAAAAAAGUUCAUGCUGACAUAAACGUCUACAGUGUGAAAAUGGACGACAUAAGGUAUGGAUACCUGAAAGCAGCAGACAAAACUUAUCAAAGAAAAGAGUGGUGGUUGCCUCUUGCUAGUCGCCUUGUAUGUCUGUCAACAGAUGUGAGCUAUGCUUUGCUCAUGGUCUCACCUCAGUGCAUUGCAGUUUUCCGUGACAAAUCUGGGAGGUAUGGAUUAUUUGAUUCACAUUCAAGAAGUGCAGCAGGUUUACCCCAGCCAAAUGGAACAGCAGUCAUGCUCACUUUCACUCAUGUGAAUGACCUGAUCACCUGCAUAACCUUUUUCAAAAUCAAGGCAGGUAUGCAAGAUAUGAGUUUGUGCCUGUUUCUUUCAAAAGAGUCAGCACUCACAACGAACAGCCUGCACAGUCAACUCAAGCAACACCAGGAGCAACAGCUACAUCACCACAAAGUGAUGAACCACAAAUCACAAAUCCCACUGUGCAAGUGCCUCAACCAGAAUCAGCCCAAACCUACAUGACAAUGUUAGAAAGUGCUUUAAACCCGCAACAAGACAAAAUGGCUUCAAAUCAAAUUUGUGAACAUCAACUUGAAACAUCUGUUGAUCCAACAAGCAACAUCCAAACAGAACAACAAGAAAAUCUUGAACUCAAUAAUGAAAGAGAUAAAGUCAUAGAUAACCCCCCCCCCCCAAAAAAGCAAGAAAUGUGUGCAGAUUAAAUAAACAACGACGUGGGAAAGCUAUUCGUCAAGCUCAAAAAAGUCACAAGCAGCAUGUAAAAGCUAAAGAAAAAUCUUCAUCUGAAGACUUGGCAAAGAAGAUAAACAAAAGAAGACACGAAAAGGAACGAUAUGCCUGCUUUCCUGAAUUUCGAAUGAAAAAAUUACAGGCUGUGAAAACUCAAUAUGCUCAAAACUGUCAUCGCCAUAAACAAAAACUGUUAUCAGCCAAAGAUUAUUAUGCAAAUCCUCAUAUUCAAGAGAAGAUAAAAGCCCACAAUGUGAAGAGAUACCAAAAUGAUCCUCAUUUUCAACAAAAAAAGCGAGACUACAUUAUCAGAAGAUAUACCACAGAUGCCAGCUUUCGAACCAGACAGAAACAAUAUGUGUUCCGAAGAUACAACACGGAUGCUGACUUUCAAAGCAGACAGAAGCAAUAUCUGGUCCAAAGGUACAACACGGAUGCUGACUUUCAAAGCAGACAGAAGCAAUAUCUGGACCAAAGGUACAACACGGAUGCUGACUUUCAAAGCAGACAGAAGCAAUAUCUGGUCCAAUGGUACAACACGGAUGCUGACUUUCAAAGCAGACAGAAAAAAUACAUGAGCCAGAAAUACAGAGAGGAUGAUGUCAGAGAAAGGAAGAGGGCAUACAUAAGAACAAAAUAUGCAUCGGAUCAAAAAUACAGGCACAAACAAAAAAAAAUCAAUUCAUGCCAGGUAUCAUAAUGACUCACAAUUCAGACUGCACCAUAUACAGCGCUGUGCAGAGUACCAGAGACACAAAAUGGCUACCACUGCAUCUUUCGCCAUUUAUAAAAAGUUGUGUGCGCAGAGAAUAAAGAAGAAAUACAGACGACUAGUAACACAAUUCCAGCAGGGUCCACAGUCUGAAGCACAGCCCCAGCUUGUAGUGAAUAGUGUGAUGCAAGCAGCCACAUUAGCUUUCCGUGAAACAA
Molecule: messenger RNA, 2623 nt
Organism: Oreochromis aureus
Lineage: Eukaryota; Metazoa; Chordata; Actinopteri; Cichliformes; Cichlidae
Exons: 5
Coding region: 381-668 (95 amino acids)
Source: RefSeq, a predicted model, not a curated record